Molecule: messenger RNA, 5008 nt
Organism: Stegostoma tigrinum
Lineage: Eukaryota; Metazoa; Chordata; Chondrichthyes; Orectolobiformes; Stegostomatidae
Product: phospholipid phosphatase 3-like
Exons: 6
Coding region: 844-1797 (317 amino acids)
Biological process (GO): phospholipid metabolic process; signal transduction; phospholipid dephosphorylation
Molecular function (GO): phosphatidate phosphatase activity
Source: RefSeq, a predicted model, not a curated record
CUGAAAACACAGGGUUGGGGAAAGAGUUUUUCAAAAUGUAAAGGGAAAAUAUGGAAAAUCCCAGUUUUGAAGAACUGAGAUUGAACCUGAUCUCCUGGCAAAUGUUGGACCAUUGUGUGGAAGGAUCCCUGCAACCUCGCUGUAAAAUGUCAGUGAAAAUCCUGGAAUUGGAUUAGCCAAUCUACUUCUGGCGUGUUUUUUCUCCACUUCCUUUUGGCUUCAAAAAUAAGAAACUGGAGAUUGAGCGAUUGGUUCAAGUGUCCGAGCUGAAAGCUCGCUUUCUGCCCUCUCUCUUACCCCCGCCUCGCCAACGUUUCCGAGCUGUCAACCCCCACCCCCUACAAAAGGGUCUGGAGUUUAAACAGAGAGACCGUCUCCGAGUUUCCAGGUACAGGACUGACCGCAGGAGGAGGAGGAGGGGAGAGAGAGAGAGAGAGAGACUGGAAAACGGAAAGCGCUAGGCUUGUAAAUCCAGGAGCUGGAAUUGGACUCGGAACGUUUUGUUCCAAAAAGUUUUUGAAACUUUUGCCGAAGUUUAGUUUCCCUUUGCCAAGGGGACGUGGAGAAACAUGCCCCUUUGUGAGUUUUAAAGUUGAGAAUCGGACGGAGUGCCAGAUUUUUUUCUCUCUCUGGUUGGGGGUGGGAGUGUUGGAGUCCUGGAAUUUUUGGAAAGUUUUUUUUCAACGUCUGUGUGGGAAAAGAAAGAGUCGGUGCAGAAAACUUUUGGGGCAUAACGGGGAACAGGAGUGCGUAAAGUGGCCGGAGCCUGUGAAGAGGAGAAAGGGGGAAAAAAAACACUGUCAGCAGUCCCGGGGGUAACAGACGAAACACAUUGCCCUGACCAUGUCCAAAUGUAAAGAUGACAGGGUUUAUACCCCCACUGCAGCGAUCGUGAGGAUUCCGGACAGCGAAGAUGCCUUUGACUCGGAGCCUGGCGUCUCUGCUCGGGGUCCCAGGGAUCGCACGCCUCCCCGGGGUAAAAAGAUGUUGAUUUUCCUAGACCUGAUCUGCAUUAUACUUGCUUCCCUGCCCUUCUUCAUGGUGGAGUUCAAUGCUGUCAAACCCUAUCGCCGGGGCUUUUACUGUGAUGAUGAGAGCAUCAGCUACCCACACAAGAAAGAGGAGACCAUCAGUGACCCUGUGCUGUGCACUGCAGGCAUCCUGAUCACAGUUGUUGCUAUUGCCUUUGGUGAAAGCUACAGAAUCCGAUUCUUGGAUGAGAAAUCUAGCUCUUUCAUCUCGAACCCGUACGUCAGUGUGAUUUACAAGCAGGUCGGCUGUUUCCUAUUUGGCUGUGCUGUUAGCCAGUCCCUCACCGAUUUGGCCAAGGUCGCUGUUGGGAGGUUGAGGCCCCAUUUCCUGGAUGUCUGCAGACCGGAUUUCUCCAAAAUCAACUGCUCGAAAGGAUAUAUUGAGGUGUAUACUUGCAACGCAACAAUCUCAGCAGAAACUGAAGCUCGGAAAUCUUUUUACUCAGGACAUGCCUCCUUCGCAAUGUACACCCUGCUCUAUCUCGUGUUCUAUCUGGAUGCCCGGUUCACCUGGAAGGGAGCACGGUUGCUGAGACCCCUCCUACAGUCGCUGUUAGUCAUGAUGGCUUUUUAUACUGGCUUGUCCCGUGUGUCAGACUACAGGCACCAUCCCACAGACGUCCUGGUGGGAUUUCUGCAGGGAGCAAUCAUCGCCUAUUGGAUUGCAUUUCACAUUUCGGACAUGUUCAAAUCAAAGAGGAAGCCGUCAAAAGAAUCAAAUGUUUCUGCAGAAAAUUCCAUACAGACCAAUCACACAACGUGUUAGCAGGACAAAGGCUAAAAACAGAGAAAGGAUUUUGGGUAGUCAGCACAAACCAUCCUGCAGAAGUGAAUUCAGAAACCAGUGAUCAAAGAAAAUCUUCCAUCCCUUUUUAAAGCUUCAGGACAUUCUCCAAGCACAGUUUUAUUCAGGCAAGCCCCUGAUGCCUGUUUGAUUGGAAGUUUGGUGAUCAGCAGAUAGAAUUUUCUGUGGUAGUCCAGUUGCCUACUGGUUUUGAGUACUUUCUUCAGUUACAAUUUGUACUCCUUUCCUUUUCCUUUCUCUAUUACCGUACGGACACACAUACACUUAAUACUGUGAGCAACAAUGUAUUCUAUAUUUGUAAUGAGAAAUUAAUAUUAUGGUCACUGAUUAUGCUGAGCCUUUUGUGAGUAUAUCGUGACUGAAGAAACUACAACUAAGAUAUUUACCAGUUAUUCAGUAUACAGAUAAAAGAAGCUAAUUUCUUUGAAAAAUAGUUACCUACUUUUAUUAUAUCUGUAAUUAAUGGAAUUUAAACCAGGGACUGGAGUUAGUUUGAUGACAUGUUUUGCAAAUGAGUUGUGUUCAGUUUCAGAGUCUAGAAUUGAGACAUCGCUCAUUUGGCUAAGUGGUUGGGAAGAAACGUAGUUCUGUUUCCAGAUUUAUUAACACAGUACAGGGCUAAGUCCGACAGUCAAUUGGAUUGGAAGACCCUGUGGGAAAGGCGUGACUUGGACAGAAGGAAAAGUUUAAAAAAUGUUGCAGAUGGUGAUAAUCCUAACUCUGGUGUUCAGCCAUCUGAGUGGUCAUAAUUAGAGUUUUGAGGCAUCAGUUUAGAUGUAUUUGAAAUCAGAUAUCCAAGCGGAAUAGGCAGAUUGUUUGAUGAGAUAGAACCACCUAGCAUGCUGAUUGUGUUGGACGACCAUUGCAUGGAUUUCGAAAAGUCAUCUAGAGUGUCAGGAAAAAAUGCGAGCUAUCAAGAUGGCAGACCUUAAUCAAUAUUUUAAAUAUGUUGCAUGUUCCAUUCUGCAUGGAAACUUGAGUGUACUUUUAAAGUUACCCAUAUCAGUGAACUAUUGUGCAUUAAAACAGAAGUGAUUACAGUCAUGAGAAAUGGCUAUGAUCUGCUUUUGGAUCAUUUGUUCACCCUGGUUUAUUAGUGGUCUGCUGAGGGAUACAUCUGCCAGAAAGCAGAUCCAAAUCUCAACGGGGAUGUGAUCCAACUUUAUGUUGAGAACUCAGUGCAUUUCAAUUUGAUACACAUUUAGUUGACCUGUUCAGAACUUUCCAGAAAUCUUAAUGCAGUGGAUUUAAUUAGUAUUAACUAAACCACUUGUGAGUUUUGAUGACAGCUCAUCCAAAUGAUGCAAAGUACAAUAGAAUCAUCAUUCUUGUCUAUUUCAUAUUCAAUAGAAGUUUCUGGUGACUGGAAAUUGACGAUUAGCUGGGAAUCUUCAAAUGUGAGGAGAAGGAGUAGUGCCCAAACCAGGGGACUGUAUUGGUGGCAGGACCUUAGCUGGGGACAGAGAUUGCAGCCUGCAACAGAGUAAACUCAACCUGAGGGCCUGUUUUGGCUCUUGAAUAUUUGUAACCAAGAAAGAUCAUCAUGUUUCGGACCAUGCUAAUGGCUGAUCAGAAAGGUUGGGUAACUGGAACAUUGUGAAUUCAGUUUCACAGUAAUUUAUUUAAUUCAGUUCAAAACAGAUGAAAGUUGAGAUCCAUAUUUUAAUUGCAAUAGCUUUGUAUUUUUGAAUUAACAUGUAAUAUAACGCUGAGUCGAAUACUUGCUAUAUCUGUUUAACUUGUCCAUUUUGUUCUGUUCUCCAUGAAAGGAUUUUUUGAGCAUACUCUUUAUUCAACAUGUAUAUUUUACCCUUGAAGUAUUUGCAUGAACUGAAUGACUUUAAACCACUGACAGUCUUAUUCCCUGCGAAAUUCACAGGGUUUACAUUUGGAAGUAGCCACGGUGUCUGUGUUAUUUCAGAAAUACCACAUUGGAACAUGAAACAUCACAGCACAAUCGAACACCAGCAUUAACCUCUGUAGUGUUACUGUUAACUGUGUAAUUUCACUGCCCUCAUUAAAUGCUACUGUUUCCUAUUUGUUAAGAGAGGGCAGUUUGAAAUAUUUACUACAGUAAAUGUUAACUGCGCCUAAUCUAGUGUUAGGUUGAGGCUUUGGAAUAUUCCAUACAUCCUGGAAUCUUCUAUUCAUGUCACAUGCCCUUUUGCAUUGCAACUGUCAAGGACAAAGUGACAUUUUCUUCUGUGAAGCUGAACUUGGAACAGAGCCUUGUUAAAACUUGGCAUGGAGGGAAGGUGGUGUGUGGAGAAAUCUCCUACAGCAGAGUGCUGAGUAGAAAACUGGGAAUAAAAUUCUAGCUGAAUUGAAGCAUUCUGUUUUCUAUUCAAAAUGUCUUGACCAUUCAUCCCAGCUAUAGUUUCUACUGCACUCAUGUCUUGCUGUGUGAAUAGGGAUUAAGCAUUUGUUCAGAUAGAUUUGGGCCAUUUGUAUAACAUCAUUAUACAUCUCUUCUGCUGUCAACAUCUACACCCCAGUGGGGAAAAAAAAGUUAACUUGCUUUCACUUAUUGUAUUAACACUUGUCAGGACAUGCCAAAUAUUUUACACUACCAGAUACUUUUGAAGUUUGUUUUCCAAACUUAUCCAAGUUCCAAAUAUAUUUGGUGUUUGAAUUUGAAUGGAAAUAGUGUUUUUAAUGCAUUUUUUGUUAGCAUAGGUUCAAUGCCAUUACGCGCAGUGACCAGAUGAAUACUUCUCUGAAUGUGGUUUCACCCCAGCCUCCAAACAUCCCAUCUGGAGUCUAACAAAUAGUGCCUAACUUGAAUACAGUCAUAGACAGUUUGUGUUCCAGUCAGAACUCAUUUAAGACAAAUUCCAGAUUCAUUUCACUUGAGACCUUUGCAGCCCAGAGAAGGGAAUUUUUCAACCCAUCACUCUCAGCUGAGUUUGAACAAAGGACCCAGAAAUAAAAAGGCUGUCUUCCUUGUAAAUCAUCGCAGCAUUUGGCCACCCAAGUUUUGAAUUCUGUAGAUGUCUGCUGAUGUUGUGGAAAUGGCCUGAUUGUGAAUUGCUUCUUUAUGCUGCUAUAACCUGUAUUUUUAUCAGACAAACUUUUGUAGACACCUUAACAGCCUUAUCAAUGGCCUUUGGUGUAUAUUAUUUUUAAUUGUGAGUAUAUUGUCUGAGAUCUUAAAGAAUGUCUCAAAAUAUAU